AUGAUGCGGCGAUCAGCCGAAUCGACGAAUUGGAUAAGUGCCGACUCGAAUUUCGCCAAUCUUCACUGGAAAAUGCGCGUAAUGCGUUGGCGCAGACAACGAGAGCAAUGGCAGCCGCUUAUUCGCCUCGAGUGCACACAUCCCGAUGAGUGCGUCGAAUGGGAGUGCGAGACGGACGUCUCGCUGAAAAUCCGAUGCGCGUUGCCGGAUGGUAGCGGCCGUUUCGACGGACUCCGCUGGGCGAUGCCGAUUUUCAGGCGCUCGCGACGCGUCGAAGAGCUCUCGUGCAAUUUGCCCGCCGACAAGUGCGCUCAACUGUUCAGAAUUGGCGGCUCGAUUCAAGUGUCCGUCGAAAUUCGAAUUCACUCGAUCAAAGGUGUCGCGCUGUCGAGGGACCCUUUAAAGGACGCCGACAUUGGCGACGUCGUGCUGGUCGUCGGUGGAAACAAAUUGGUCUCGAAUCGAACUUUGCUCGCGAUUCACUCGCCCGUAUUUCGGGAAAUGCUCACCAAUUGCGAGAGCGACGCCGAAAUUGUGAUCGACGACGUCGGAUGCGACGAGUUCGCCGAAAUUCACAAUGUCAUUCUGCCGAAUUCGGCGCCAAUUACCGAUCAAAAUUUGAGGUGUGUUCAGCGACUCGCCGAGCGAUUCAAUAUGAUUCAUGCGAAAUCGAAAAUCAAGCAGUUCCUCAACAAUAACUAA
Messenger RNA from Caenorhabditis bovis, 702 nucleotides. The record is from the annotation of a GenBank genome assembly. NCBI's taxonomy places the organism in Eukaryota, Metazoa, Nematoda, Chromadorea, Rhabditida, Rhabditidae.